This is a messenger RNA of Trichoplusia ni (cabbage looper), 1419 nucleotides long. RefSeq lists its product as uncharacterized. NCBI's taxonomy places the organism in Eukaryota, Metazoa, Arthropoda, Insecta, Lepidoptera, Noctuidae. The coding region runs from base 88 to 807 and encodes 239 amino acids. The transcript has 3 exons. The record is from RefSeq and is a predicted model, not a curated record. Gene Ontology annotation, molecular function: transmembrane monodehydroascorbate reductase activity.
AGUCAGUGUAUUCUGUGGCUUUCAACACUGAGGACAUAAUACUCCAUUUCUACAAUAUCCGCAUCCGCCAAGUGCAAGUGUUAGCAAAUGUCAGCGGUGCCGAAAACUCCUCAAAUGAAUCCUACGACUGUAAUUGUUGAAAAUGGGCCUCAAAACCCACCAGAAAGCCCGAAUAAUAAUGAAGGCAGUCAGUUUUUCCUUGUGAUAAUGAAUAUCAUUAAUUCUCUAACACACAUGCUACUCGGUUGUAUUGUAAUUAGUGCCUUCAUUUACGCAAAUGUUGCUAGAGCGUCAACGUUUAAACAACACAUUUAUUUAUGUGUUUUUGGGUACGUUAUCCUGAUGGCCCAAGCCGUCUUAACAUUUAACCCUCACAAUGGGUGGAGCACCAACAUAAAGUUCCCGGUGAAGAGGAAGCUACAUGCCGUCAUGCAGAUCUGUGGCUCUUCAUUGGCCAUAGCUGGUACAGCUGUACAAAUGGCAAGUGUUUUCAACAACUUGCGGUCGACACAUGGAAUUUUCGGUUUCAUCGCAUUCCUUCUAACCGUGGUUAGUCUUGUGGGAGGAAUAUACCAUUUAAUUUACCAGAAUGAGAUGAAAGGUACUCUGAGGUUCUGUCACGCGAUUGUCGGCUGUCUAACGUUAACAUCGGCCUUCAUAGCUCUGGCUCUCGGAUUCGACUCUAUGAGGAACUCUAUACUGAGGCCGGACACCAACACUAACAUGUUCAUAGCAUCAACUGUUUUGGCACUAGUCGGGACCCUGAUUGUGUCGUGUGGAAAAAUAUUUAACCGGAGAUGUGCUUAAACAGUGACAUAUCAAGUUAAAGUGAGCAACGAAACUUCAUAGACAGUAUUUGAAUAUAUUUAGUACAUUUAAAAAGACUUAUCAAUUGUAAGAAAGUGACAAAUCGAUGCAAAACUGGAAUAAAACCUUACCUUUGAGCGACUUUGAUCUUCGAAUCGCAAUAGUCAUGUUACGGGACUGAACUUAUAUUAUAAAUAGACAUAGCUUCUGUUGAUUGUACGUAAGUAAUAUUUCUGUACUUUAGCCAAUUCACCGACACUCAAAUAUUAAUAUGAGGUACAGUCAGCACAGUCAGUUUUAAAAAGCACUUUUUUGUCACGAAUCAUUUUUUUGUGAGGACUUGCUUUUAUAUAUUAAUUAUAAAAGUAAAAUUAGUCUACUGUAAAUAGUAUUUAUAAUGAUGUUCUUUUGCUAUGAUUUAGCAUUAUGAAUAAUGGUCAUCAACUUCAAGUAGGAUAGGAUAUCGAAAUGAUUAUACCUAAAUGAGUGAAAUGUACUUUCCUAUUGUGUUGUUUUAAUUGUUUAAUCUUGAUAUGCCUUUACGUAUGUUAUUUUGAAAAAGCCUUACUUUGGCCAAAUGGAAUACUAUUUUACCUAUAAUAAAUUGUGAAA